Molecule: messenger RNA, 4319 nt
Organism: Pezoporus occidentalis (night parrot)
Lineage: Eukaryota; Metazoa; Chordata; Aves; Psittaciformes; Psittacidae
Gene: MC2R
Product: melanocortin 2 receptor
Exons: 1
Coding region: 13-972 (319 amino acids)
Biological process (GO): adenylate cyclase-activating G protein-coupled receptor signaling pathway; regulation of metabolic process
Cellular component (GO): cytoplasm; plasma membrane
Molecular function (GO): corticotropin receptor activity
Source: RefSeq, a predicted model, not a curated record
CAACCAGAAGAAAUGAUCACUGAGAGACCUUCCAACCUAAUCAAACAUGCAGGGCAAACAAGCAUUCCUUCCCUUGAAAACAGAAGUGAUUUCUCCUUAAAUAUCACUGACUGCACCCCAAUCGUGGUUCCAGAGGAAGUUUUUUUCACUGUUGCUGCUGCAGGAAUACUAGAAAAUCUUCUUGUCCUUAUUGCUGUUGUUAGAAAUAAGAACUUGCACUUGCCCAUGUACUUCUUCAUUUGCAGUUUAGCUAUUUCAGAUAUGUUAGGUAGCUUGUACAAAACUCUGGAGAACAUCUUUAUCAUCUUGUGCAAAAUGGGGUACCUGACACGUCGUGGGGACUUUGAGAAAAAGCUGGAUGAUGCCAUGGAUUCCAUGUUCAUUCUGUCUUUACUGGGGUCAAUUUUCAGCUUGCUAGCUAUUGCAGCAGACAGAUACAUUACUAUAUUCUAUGCUUUGCGGUACCAUAAUAUCAUGACACUAAGAAGGGCCUUGGUUAUCUUGGCAAUCAUUUGGACGUUCUGUGCUGGCAGUAGCAUUGCCAUUGCCCUCUUCUCCUAUGAAGCAGCAACAGUCAUUCCCUUCACCAUCCUGUUCCCUUUAAUGAUGUUUUUUAUACUGUGUCUCUAUGUCCAUAUGUUCCUGCUGGCUCGAUCUCAUGCUAAAAAGAUCGCCUCACUGCCGACCAGCACAGUCCAUCAGAGAACUAACAUGAAAGGAGCAAUUACACUGACUAUUUUUCUUGGAGUUUUCCUUUGCUGCUGGGCCCCAUUUGUUCUUCACAUCCUCUUAGCAAGAUUUUGCCCACAUAACCCUUACUGUGCCUGCUACAUGUCCAUUUUCCAUGUGAAUGGGACACUCAUAAUGUGCAAUGCGAUCAUCGACCCCAUGAUUUUUGCCUUCCGAAGCCCAGAAUUACAGAGUACAUUUAAGAAGAUGUUCUGCUGUGCCAGGUCAAACUGGAACUGGUAAACUCCAUGAGAAGUGAAGAUUAUAGAAGCAUACCUGUGGAGUGCUGUGUAACAUCAGACUUAAAAAUACCAACAAUUAUACCCAAAGUAAUACUAUGCUUACAGGAUACAUUGUGUGAUUUUAGGGCUACUGAAAAUGCAUAAAAACUAAGUAUGCAAACAAAUCUUUACCAGCCAGAACUCCAGAAUUAUUGCUGAUUAAGUUAAUUCUGCCAACAAUUUUCAUGCAAGUAAAAAAAUAACUCUAUCAACUAUCUUAUGUCAUUUUAGAAAAAAUCAAAUAUAAAUCUUCUGCAUUGAGUAUUGCAUUACCCCAGAGACGAGUUCCUGCCAACUUACUUUGUAUCAAUUAUUUUAAUGUAAGGCAUAUACUACUUUCAAAUUCUGUUGUUUAAACCACAAUGAAAUGAAAAUUUUUUCUAAACUGCACAUUUCUGUGAAAGUCUAUGAUAAAUUAGAAAAUACGGACUUGUAACUGGAUUAUGCUGGAAAAGUGAAUUUAUGACUGUUCUUUAACUUCUAGUCUCCUUACAAAUCAUGCAAUUAGUGUUCUUUAAGUUUCAAACAGAAUUUUGGAGUGUAAGUCAAAGAGAUAAAUAUAUUUUGGUUUAAAGUCUAUUUUUAGUGACUGAAGACUUUUUUCCAACAUAAAGUUGUUGUGGCAGCAAAGACAGAUAUUGAAUUUUAAAACCCCAAAGCCAGGUCUGGACUACGAAAUGGAACUACUGAGCUUGCCAUGUCCCGAUUGGAAGUCCCUGGGACAGUUUGCUUUAAUAAAAUAAUAAGCUUCACAGACAGUAAAAGGACUUUGACUCAGUCAUGACUUUCUAACAUGCCACAACAAAGAAUUCAAAAACCACAAUACCAGAGCCAAAGCUCAAAUACUCCCAUGGAAGUCAAACACCUUGGGUAAGGAAUCAUCUAGCCAAUAUGGAAGGACGUUACAAAGCAGUUUGUAAUUUACAAAAUCCUAGCGAGAAAAUUUUGAAUUGUCCCUGUCAAAAUAAUACAAAACUCACAAAGCUUCAAAGCAGAAGAGUUUUCUACAGCAAAACAUCCUGGAGCAGUCCAGAGCAUAUGGCAAGAAAUUAACAUCACAAUAAGUCAGUGGAGUUACUCACCUCUGCCAGAGAAACGAUAUUUAGAAAGAGACAGCCAUGAAACUAAGAAUGCCAAAGCAUAGCUAGAACAAGGAGAGGAAAAAAUAACAUUUAUCAGAAUUUAUAGAUAAAUAGAAGAAUUUACUUUCGUGGAACACUAAGAAAACAGGAAUUUCAAGGUAUAUGGAAUAUGGACCCACCCAUACAUAUUCAAGUGGGUUUAGGCUUACAGAUAAAACUAUAAGAAAGGGACAAUAAACCAGAAAGCCUCUGUAAACUCAGCAAAGAAAAUAUCUUAAAUGAGAAAAAAGAUACUGAGAUGAAAAAUUUUCAAACCUAUAUAUUUAUUACAAAGAAUUUUUAUCUAUGAAAUGUGAGUUCAGAAGGGAGUUCAGCUGUAAUCACAUAUUUUAUUUUAAUGAGAAGUUUUUCCUUUCCAUCAAAAGCAGAACAAAUGUAAAGGUGCACAGCAAGAAAUGACAGUUAGACCUAGGGGAGGGAGGGAAGAAAAAAACGUACAAUAUGAAAGACAAGGCAAAACAAAAGACCUACAGUACCAUAAAACCCUGCGUACACAUUUGAUGAGGUUCAAAAUGAUAACAAAUAAUGGACAGAAAAUUGUAAUUUAGGCAGCCCUGAUAUUAAAUCUGAAACACAGAAAAUAUGUACUGAAUGUGCCUUCCCUCAAAUUUCUAUUUUCCAUCUGCUUCCCUAAACCAGACACAGUUAAGAGAUCUAAGUAGCCUCCACCAUGGUAGCAGUCACUGCAACUUUUAAGGAAGUCCACUCUAACUCUACAGAUGCAAAAUCUCCAUGUUCUCUUCAAAUCUAAAUUUCAACAAAUGCGUACAAUAAAAAAUUAACUUCAUAAUGCCUACACAUGAAGAAGUAAUCAUUAAAAAAAAAGUACAUUUAGAGGAACAAUCAAGGCAAGGGUCAUGUCGAAAUCCAAAAUUCAUCAGUAAAACAUAUCACUGAAAUCCUGUAUAAAGUCUUUUGCAAAGGACUCCUUGUCUUGUGGAGACACUGGCAGUUAGGGCUGGGAAAGCGACAAAUGUGAGAGCCCAGGCUGGGAGUGGCCAUGGCCAUGGCUACAGCAGGCCCCAGAUGAGGCCACCAGCUUCUGCUUUCUUCUACCACACCAGUGUGAUAUCUCAGGGUAGUCCUGAGCCAAGCGUGGCUUGCCUUGGAAGAAGAAUGUUGACAUGGACCUGGCUACAUUCAGCUCUCGUCUGUCUACCCUCACCUACAUUAGAGUCUCAGGAACUACUUGAUGCCAGCCUUCCUCGCAGCAUCCCCAGGCCCAGGGAAUAGAGAAGCGGGAAUAAUCACUCACAGACUCUAGGACCCAGAGCCCAGCUCUCACCCCUGCACUUCCAGUACUUUGCUUUGGACCUGGGCUCCUACCUGGCCACAAAAACUGACCCCCAGGCUAUGCCAAGGAGAGAGUGGCCAGAGGCAAGGGCAUUGGAGAAGGCACCAUUCCCUCCCUCAUCCCAGACAUCCAGCCUGUCUGAUGGGUUUCCUCACUGCCCUGUAUGUGCUGCAGCCUCAAGAAAUGGCUGGGAGUGCUGGAACUCUACUGCCAUAGUCCCAGACCUACACCAGGAGCCCUCAGACUGCCUGUCUGGAGUACAAACUCUCACCAAACAGCUGGGUUCAUUCCCUCCUUUCUAUUACCUCAGUCUCACCCUCGACCUAAGACCCUAAAGGCACCUAAGAUAAGAUACAAAAUUCAUCCUACAAGCACACUUUUGAUCCCCUUCCUCUUGGCUCUACUUCAAGGGAAGACCAAACUGUCCUCUAGUAGCCCAGAUGCUACAGUACUUCCCAGGCUGUCCCGUCUUUCCAAGCACCAUCCCCAAGCCUCCCCCACGGUAUUUACCUGCAAAAUAUGAAGCAGACCUAGUUAUGUAGGUUAUGGCCCACUGUGAUUUUUUUUUUCCAUGUAGCUUAUUGAAAAAAGAAGUCAACGUUUAGACAGCAAAUUUUGGGCGGGUGUUAUUCUAUGUCAUUUUCUGCAGUUAGCAACAUAGGGGCUCAGAUUGCCAUGAGAUCCAAGCACUGUCCAGAACUGGUUCCCACCUGAUGUUACCAGGUAUUCUUUGUCGCCUGUACCUGGUCUUACCUGUAGAUAUACUCAGAACAACAUCCCAAAGCAUUUGUUCAUGUCAUGAUGCCUGAGCAACACCUGAACAUAUGGUUUGAGGCUACCUCCUAAUUGGCCAUAAAUUUGGCUUGCAUUUUA